GGGGUUUUCAGCGUUGCUACAACCAAAGCGCCCUCUUCGCGCAGCCGUGGCGUCCCUGGCAUCCGAGCAAAGCAAACGUCAGUUUGUUUAACAAUCGCCGAGUAUAAAAUGCUCCAAUCAUAGAGGAGAGUUGUAGGGGGCUUAAGUUUGAGCGUAGCUCAGGGCCACUAGCAGAAGAGGGUAUUUCCUCGCUGAUCUCUUCCCCCAACAAUUGGGGUUCCUAAAAGCAGAAUACCCUGGGGGGGAGAACAUCGAUGCUAGUAGUUCCGUAGGACAAGCCUAGACCCUCCGUUUUUUCACCCCCUUAUUUUUCCACCUCUGAGGGAGCAAUGGCCGAUACCCUGAGAAGACUGAUCAGCAACGAGACCUGCAGGAUUUUACAGGAUAAAUUGGAGAGUUGGUAUAAAGAGUAUCACAUUAACUCAUGCGAUCAGAAUCUAAACCGAUGCUGUGAAAUCAUGGAACUGAAUGCCAUGAUCCAGGGGCAACUGUUUACAAUCCUCAAUCAAACAACACGAGAAGGUGGACAUUAUGCAGGUGUGGAAACAAUAAAAUCUCGUCUCCUUCCAUGGUUAGGAACUUGUUUUUCUAGCCCCUCUCUUGGAAGGUCCUUUGAAACAAGCUCUUCUCACUUCCAGGAGUCCAUUGAGAAAGAGAGACAGCUGAGGGAACUGGCCAACACUCAGAACCAUGAAAUACAACUGCUGGAGAAAGAACUGAAUGCCACUCGUUUACAACUCAGUCUUGUACAGCAAGAUCUUGCAGAAGCCCAGUUGGCUCUUGAAGACACAAAGACCAAAUCAGCCACCACUCUUUUGGCAGCAGAAGAUGAAAUUGUUCAGCUAAAAGCAGAUCUAAAGGCUUCCCAGGCAAAAGAAGACUGUGCUUUGAGGAGUCUGGGGCAACUGAAUGACUAUGAGCAGCAGGUUCAAAUACUGAAGGAUGAGAUUGCAAUCCUUGGUGCUCAAAAAUCUGUCCUCCAAAGCAGACUUGCACGCAGUCGAUCUCCUUCCCCAAGACCUGUCCGAAGCAGAUCGCCUAGUCCACUUCCAAUGAGAAGUUUCUCACCUGGCCGAGCGAGACUUACAAAUGCUUCCCGUCAUGCUCGCCUUGUGGAACGCUUCAGUGACAUUUAUGCUCAGGAACGCUUGGAUGUUCAAACUCUCUUGAGGAGUUAUGUUGAUGACCUGGAGAUGGUGCAGAGAAUAAUUUAUGUUGCAGCUGUGGAGUCAUUCCAUGCAGCCAAGAUGGCCUUCAGACAGUUCAAAAUGCGUGUUCGGAAAACUUUGUCCCUAAGUUACUCAGGACCUGAAUCACUUGAAGACAUGGUAAUGGACUAUAUUGUUCGCCAGGAGGAUCUGUAUGACGUUCAGUCCAGUGUCAAUGAAGUAAUUCGUGCAAUGAACAUCAAUCCUAAGAUUUCCUUCCCACCAGAAGUUGAUUUUAUCAUGAUCAGUGGUUUGAUACGAGAGUUGUGCCGCAUAGCCUUUUCAAUGCAGACUCUGGAUCCUCCACUUGAUAUUUCAUUUGGUACAGAUGGAGAACUUUUUAGCGAUUACAAGUAUCGUCGCAGUUUUGACUCCGAAUUUACAGCUCCACUGGUGGUUUACCAUGUGUGGCCUGCUCUUAUGGAAGAUGAUUCUGUCAUUGUGAAAGGAGAAGUGGUCACAAGAAGAGGUGCUCUGUGGUCUCACAGGAGUAGAAGCCGAAGCCGUAGCCGCAGCCACAGUCGAGGCCGCAGCCGCAGCGGGAGCCCCCUGUCUCAUAGUGCAGGCCACUCCCGACACUUGCCAUCUAGAAGCCGCAGCCCUUCCCCAUUAAGGAAUGGAAGCCCAAGAAUUUAGAUUAACUGGAAAUGACUUUUUUGAUUCUGUACAUCUGGAUCAGUCUGCUUCUGUGGUGCCUUCUCCGAUCUGAGUACCUCAGUCCUCAUUAAUAAUAAUGUGAACAGCAGUUUUUAAUCGCUCCAAAUGGAGAAUGAUUUAGGAUUGAUUCUUCGUGUGUGUGUGUAACUUUUUUUUAAUUUUAGAAAUGAAUGCAACAGAUUUGAUUAAAUUUUUUGCAUAGGCAUUUAAAUAUCAUAUGCAUUUGAUGUUUUAAAAAAUGAUUGUUUACACAGCUCAUGGGGAAAUAGUUUCUGACACAAGGAAUACAGUGCCAAGACAGGCUAUAUAAUAUGGUCCAACACCUAACAAGAUAACUCUGCCUGACAGCUAUAUUACCUGAGGGCUGUCUGUCACUUGAAAUAGAGUAGUCACUUGAUGGUGCUUAUUUAGGACACAAUUCAGCUGAAGUUAAGCACUGGGACUUAAAAUGGAAGCACUUGGUCUUUAAAAUGCUUAACCGUUGGAUUAUGCCCAGUAAAAGUAUCACUUCUAGAUAAUCCUAUUACAGACUUUGGUUUUGAUUUGAUCUCAGAAGCAUAUGUUCCUGCUGAUGGUUAUAAUAUCUGGUGCUGAUGUCAGCAUGUAUAUCUUCCAAGAGAUCUGAUUCCCUGCUUUCCUUCUAUAUCACAUUUGUAGGGCUAGCCAUAAACACAAGCAACAGAAGUGACUGUUUGGGACCUUGCCCUUUUACAUAGGAUUGGUCCACAUGGAUCAGACAAUUAGUCUAACUAGCUGACCGGGCACGGAGCAUCUGCACCCCUAGUUCUCCACCACCUUGUCCCACUGGCCACCUCCUCAGGCCGGUGCGGCUUUACCCGCCGGCCUGCCUGUCGGCUCCUAACGCCUCCUCUGCACCUGGGCUCCACUGCCCGCCCAAAGUCUGGAACUCUCGUGAGUGGUGCUGCCGCUCUCGUGAGAGUUCCGCGACGCAUCCCCACACAUCCCCAGCGGCACGUCUUGGAGAAUUAAUUAUAUAGAUGAGACUGGUCUCUUACUUCUGAUCCUGAUCCUGGUGCUUUAGCAGAUCAUGGAAUUGCAUUAUAUCAGCACAAAACAGAAUGUGUUUUGCAUGGUUUUCAUAAAUUAUUCAUAACAUGAUUUGAGCCUUUAAAAAAAAAAAGUCUAGCCAUCUCAAUUAUGUCUCUGGCUUCUUGUACGGAACAUACACAACCUGAUAAGAUGGUUCUCUUUAAAUUGUAUUUAGAGCUGCAUAUUUACAAUGAGGUCAGCUCAUAUUUACAAUAAAGUUGCGUCUAGUUUUAAAAAUGUUUCCCCAUUGCAUGAAUAAUAUAAAUGAUUGUGUUAGGUUUAUGCAUGUGUUAAGUGGAUUGGAUUGGACCUAUAAUAAACCUGUAUUUGCAGGCUGUGUUGAGAUGUUUUUAAAAAGAGAUGGAUUACUUAAACUGUAGUGCUAACACUGCUUUACAUCUGUUUUGAUCAUGAGCAGCUCAAAUCCUUAAAGCUCUCCUUAGCAUAAAGAAGAAGAAAACAGCCAAGCGGUUUAUGAGGCUGUUCUCAUGUGCAGCCUAACCUAGGUUAGGGAAGCCCAGCCUGGGUUAGGCUGUGCAUGAGAUCCGCCAGGAUCGGCCCUGAUCCCGGCGGGGCACUACUGCCUAACCUGGGUUUUUAGCCUGGCUUUUAGCCUGGGUUAAGGGAGCAAACGCUCCUUUAACCCAGGCUCCAUGGUCGUUUGUGUCCUAGGGCUGCAUGCAGCCCGAGGAGAAAUGGAGAUGGGCGCCUAGAGUUCCCAUCCCCUGCAGGAAUCCCCCAAUGCACUGUGCUCAGCACGUGGUGCAUUAUGGGAUACCUGGAGGCUGGGACACAUUGUCCUGGCCUCCGGUGCUCCAUGCUGCUUGGUGUAGCACUGCUCAUCUGGGAGUGUGGUCUGUGUUCCCAGCACUGUUCAAGGGAUCAUCUGGCGGCGGGGGGGAGGUAAGGCUUUGCAGCCUUCCCCCACUCCCCAAUGGCCUUGUGAAUACCUUUUAUGAGUCAGUAACACUGGCCCUAGUUUACAGUAACACAUGAGAGAAAUCAAAUCUUUUGUUCAUAAAAAAUAUCUUUACUAUAUUUUCUGGGAUCAAAACCACAGAAAAACCAUGUGUGUGAUUACUUUAUCAAAUGACUUGUUAAUUAAAGCUGCCUUUCCCCCUAAGUUCUAGAAAUUACUAUGGCUUGGAUCCAAAGAGCGACUUAGGCUCAUGCAAGGACCUUGUGCUAGCCUAGAAGAAAGUCUUACUUUUUUCCUUUGAACAACUGACCAGUCAUGCUAUAUCGCAAACUGCUUUUGAAAUUCCCACCUAUUUUAGAAGCAAUUUGCCAUGCAGUACUGGGCUCAGCAUCGAUGUCUGCUGCUGCUCAGAAAAGUCUAAAGACCUCUUGGCUCACAAGAUUGCAGAAUUUAUCCUAUGGUGGCACAUCAAAUGUGUUGAAAGACUGAAGCUAGAGAGGUUGCUUUCUGUCCCGAUAGUUCUGUGCCUUUAACAUGGCAGGUAAAACUUCAGGAAAUUCAGUUUUUUCCCAUGCUGGGAAAAGCUGCACUUUUAAAUUACUGCAAUUGUUAAAGGGCAGACCUGCUAUCAUGAAAUAAUCCUUUCAGCAAACCAAUCUUGUUGCAGCUGUGUCACUUCACAUUGCAGGUGAAGGAUUGCACAUUUGAAUUCUUUAUUUAAAAAAAGGAUUACCUUCCUUGUUGGUGGAAAACUAACAUAUCGGGGAGAGGAUCACAUUUUUAUCCUGGAGGUGCUAGUUUUCUAAAUACUGGGAGGUUUUUAAAAACAUUGUAGGACAUUUUAAAAUAUAAUCCCUUACAUGUAAAAAGGUAAAGUUGUGCCCUCGGGUCGGUGUCAGCUCCUGGCGACCACAGAGCCAUGCGGUUUUCUUUGGUAGAAUACAGGAGGGGUUUACCAUUGCCCUCUCCCAUGCAGUAUGAAUGUAUAAAUGAGUUCUAGUUAAAGCAGAGAUAACCAGACUACUUAUAAGGCUACCCAAAGGUCAAUAUGGAUGCAUAAAGAUGGAGGCCAAAGUAACCAAAUUCAUAAAUUCAAAAAUGUUUAGGACCAAAGAGAAUGGAUUUCGUCUUUACCCAUGUAGUUUGAUUAAAGCAAAUCAAACAAGCAUUUCAAUAACCCACAUUAGGGACAUAGGAAGCUGUCAUAUACCGAGUCAGACCAUUGGUCUAUCUAGCUCAGUAUUGUCUUCACAGACUGGCAGCGGCUUCUCCAAGGUUGCAGGCAGGAACCUCUCUCAUCCCUAUCUUGGAGAAGCCAGGGAGGAAACUUGAAACCUUCUGCUCUUCCCAGAGCAUCUCCAUCCCCUGAGGGGAAUAACGUACAGCGCUCACACUUCUAGUCUCCCUUUCAUAUGUAACCAGGGCAGAUCCUGCUUAGCUAAGGGGACAAGUCAUGCUUGCUACCACAAGACCAGCUCUCCCCUCACAUUAACAAUGGGUUUUCAGACAUUAUACUAGGACUUGAUGUUUGACCACUAAUCAACAGUUCUUGUAUUGGCAGAUAAUAAAAUGUCCUUGAUCUUAGUGCACAAUGUUUAUUCAAAUAGUUGUUAUGAUCUGCAAAUGAAUAUGUUUUGUAGAACUUAUGCUAUGUGAUUUUUCAGUACAGUGUUAUUUGUGAUCAGAGUGAUAAUGCUGAUACACUGGACCACACUGAGAGUAGUUCAUGCUCUGUACACAAUCCUUUUUGGAAUUAAAGUGAUGUAAAUGGGCUCUUUAUUUAAAUCAGUGAUUUUGUGUGUGUGUGAUACAUUGUGAAAAGUUAUGUAAAAAUAGAAAUAAAUACAUCCUGCACAUCAGCACUUUUAAAGCUGAUUCAGAUUCUGUAUCUGCAGCAACUCCCCACUUCCCCUGGAUGACAACUGAUUAACCUAUUAUGAAUAUUUAUAUACAACUUUUCAACAAAAGUGCUCAAAGUUAUUUAUAUAGAAAAAUAAUAAAUAAGAUAGUUGCGUAUCCCAAAAGGUCUCAGUCUAAUAAGGUACACACCAGCAACAACCACUGGAGGGACAGUUGUUCUCCCCUUGCUAAACAGAAGAUAAUUACCACUUUAAAAGGUGCCUCUUUGCUCAGUUAGCAAGGACCCAGUCAAAUCUUACAUCCCUAACUGGUAGAGCCAACCAAAAAUACUUUCUUGCAAUGGUGCCCCACAUGUACAAUAUAAUGGGUUGGUUACCACAAUCCCUGUGAUGCCAGUGGACAGGGAAACAGGAUAUUUUCAAAGUGUGCUCUUCCGAUUUCCAUUCAUAAGAACCUAGAAAUUUUCAGCGAUGUGGGUUGGCACUGUGCCAUCCCAACAUGUGAUGGAAAUAAAUAAUCUUAAGCUUGCUGAUCUCCAUUAAAUGUCAGGUUGGCGCAGUGCCAACCUGAGAUCGCCAGACAUUUCCAGAUUCUUAUGACUGGAAAUUGGGAGCAUGCAGACCUUGGGAAUCUCCCAUUCCUCAGUACAUUGGCAUGGAUUGUGAGGAGCAGUCAAUUGUUUGAAAUCUGCUGACCACGUGGAUAUUGUGGAGGGUAUCCACACUAGUGCUUAACAGACUCUGGGAAUGUGCUAUGCUGGUGUGGAAACUCACCACAUGAUUGGGUUCAUUCCCAUAAUAAGAUAAUUUCAAACAUUACAGUCUGUUAUGUAUCCCCAAUGUGUUUUUCAGUAGCUUGCACGAGAUAGGAUGUGAUUCCUUCCCACACAAACUAUGCCCUCCUUUUGGGGUAGGGCAGUAUUUGCAUCAGGAAGGUGUGAUGUCAUUCUCCCCACCCACAGCCCUCUGUCUUGAUGAUACCAGAAUGGCAUGGGAAGACCAGAAGGAAAUGGCUAAUCAUAUGAAUAGGCCUUGAUAGAAAGCUAGUAGAAUUGUUGUUUGGGUUUCUUAUACCUAUGUGGGUAGAGUUGCCUCCAUGCCUGAGUAUCUUUAAAAAGUCUGAAACAGCAAGAGAGGAUGCAGCUAGUGUGAUCUAGUGUAAGUGCUGGACAAUGGAGUGAGGAGAUCUGGGUUCACAAUUUUGCUCAACCAUCAAUUGUUGGGUCAUUCUGGGCAAGUCACAAACUGUUAGCCUAGCCUGUGUUACAGAAUUGUUUCUCAGUUGUUAGGAAAAAGGGCAGUAACCUCAACAUGACAAACUUAAAGGAAGCUUAUUGUAAUAAUAACUGUACUGUUGUGUUGGAAGGUUUUGUAGAGGAGUACAAAGCUGCAAUGAUGCCCAUUAUUUUGGAACUAUUGACACAAUCAGAACAUUCUGCCACAACAAUCUUAUUUUGACAACAUGUUAAAGAUCGUUCAGAACUAUGCUGAUCUAUGUGUGUUCAAUCAGAAGUCAAUCGUAUUUGUCUUAGUUUUCCUUACGUUUUUAAAAUAUAUGUUCUAUAUUUUGGAUUGUUGUUUCAACGACAGAGCUGUUUUCUUAGCUUGUAUUCAAAUAGCCUGUUUUUAUUUCAUUAAAGGACAUUGAAUAACCAGUAUUUUGUUUGCAGGUAUCUUAUCAUAUACCAUUUGAAUGGAGUGCUGAUAUUGUAUGUUUACAUUGUACUGUGUUUCAUGAACUAUAGCUCACAGACAAGAGGCUUCUGCAAUAUUUCAUAACUAAAGGAGAAGAUCACACACAUUUCCAGCUAUGUCAUGAGAUAAUAAUGAAACACAUUGUGAACUCUUAUGGAUAUAUAGUUAGCUAUUUUUUUUAUCUUAAGAAUGCAUGAUUUUGUUUUAUCACAGCACUAAAACAUUUACCCCAAUGUUUGGCAGCUCUGUGACAGAAAAUGAUGGCUUCUGCAAUUGUGACUUUUGCAAAUGAGAAAUAUAAUAAAUUCUGUUCCAAUCAGAGACGGUUUAAUCACAA
This is a messenger RNA of Hemicordylus capensis (graceful crag lizard), 7725 nucleotides long. It is a transcript of the gene SPATA18, whose product is annotated as spermatogenesis associated 18. Lineage: Eukaryota; Metazoa; Chordata; Lepidosauria; Squamata; Cordylidae. The transcript has 13 exons. The coding region runs from base 330 to 1844 and encodes 504 amino acids. Gene Ontology annotation, biological process: mitophagy by internal vacuole formation; mitochondrial protein catabolic process. The record is from RefSeq and is a predicted model, not a curated record. Gene Ontology annotation, cellular component: mitochondrial outer membrane.